UACCGCACGCCGUUUCGUCAUUCAUACACGGAAACUCGACGAACUAACACGCCCGUUAUAAAGUGCAUAGUGCAGUGAUUUUUAAUCUGUCUCGUUGGAAUUAAAUUUAAUAGAAUGUCUCGUGUAUGCGUAGUCGGCGCUGGCGCGGCUGGUCUUUGCGCUGCUCGUCAUCUUCUGGAAGCGCCAUGUGUAUCACAGGUUGAUGUUCUGGAACAAUCUGGACAAUUGGGAGGCACCUGGGUGUAUACAGAGAACGUGGGUUAUGAUGACUUCGGCCUGCCCAUUCAUACGAGCAUGUAUAAGAGUUUGAGAACGAACCUUCCCAAGGAAAUUAUGGGAUUCCCAGACUUCCCCAUACCAGAGAGUGAUAAAUCAUAUUUACCUGCUAAAGACAUGCUCGCCUUCCUACAACUGUAUUCGGAUAAACAUGGUGUUACGGAACAUAUUAAAUUCAAACAACACGUCCAACAAAUAAAGCCCAAGGCUGGACCUUCGGGCGAACUCUGGGACGUUACCUACAAAGAUCUGACCACCUCAGUUUCAGUGACAAAAGAGUAUGACUAUGUAUUCAUUUGCAAUGGACAUUAUAAUACGCCGUUCAUUCCUAAUAUCCCAGGACUGAAGGAGUUUGAAGGGGACGUGAUGCACAGCCACGACUACAGAGUGCCAGAAAUAUUCACUGGCAAGCGUGUCCUCGUGAUCGGAGCCGGUCCCUCCGGCAUGGACAUAGCCCUGGAGAUCACCAGCGUCACCACGAAGGUGAUCCUCAGUCAUCACCUGAAGGAGGAACCGAAGAGCGUCUUCCCCAAUAACCUGGUGAUGAAGCCUGAUGUAGUGAAGCUGGAUGGAAGGAAGGUGACCUUCAAUGAUGGCAGUGAAGAUGAAGUGGAUGUCGUUUUCCUUUGCACGGGCUACCUAUACAACUUCCCGUUCCUGGACGAAUCUUGUGGUAUCGUGGUAGAGGAUAACUGUGUGGAGCCAUUAUACAAACACUUGGUGAAUAUACAGCAUCCAACUAUGUGCUUCAUCGGUGUGCCGUACUAUGUAUGCGCUUUCGCCAUGUUCGAUUUGCAAGUUCGUUACUACGUGCGAUCAAUGAACGGCGUUUUCAAGUUACCAUCUCCAGAUGAGAUGAUAAAACACUGGGAGGAAGAGAAGCAGGAACGAGCAGCACGCGGGUACACCAAGCGGCAGGCGCAUAUGAUGGGACCUGACCAGCAACGAUAUUAUGCGUCCCUCGCAUCAGAAGCAAACACGAAAAAUCUACCAUCUGUCAUCACCAAAAUCCGUGAUGAGAGUUCGAUCAGAUUUCUUCACAAUUUGCAGAGCUAUCGACAAGAUGUGUAUAAAAUAAUAGACGAUGACACUUAUGAAAUUAUAAGUAAUGGGAAAAGGGAAGUUCUUUGUUGACCCUACAAGGGAAUAAUAAUAUAAUUUUUAAGUUAAGCUCAAACUAGUGAUAUGUUCCUUUAAGUUUAGGAUGCUGACGGUUAUUUUAAAAAUCUAUUUGUAAUUGUUAAAUACAGGUGAUUUGCUCAAUUUUAAUUGCUCAAUUUUAAUGAUAGAAUGUAUUUUAUUAAGUAAGUAAUUGACGUAAAUUAUGUUAUUGUUGUAUAGAAGUUUGUAGAUAAUUUUUAAUGAGCCUUUUUGUAUUGUAUUAAAGUGACAUUUAUUAUAGUAUGUAACUCGCCUAUA
Messenger RNA from Colias croceus (clouded yellow), 1695 nucleotides. RefSeq names its product senecionine N-oxygenase (gene Fmo-1). NCBI's taxonomy places the organism in Eukaryota, Metazoa, Arthropoda, Insecta, Lepidoptera, Pieridae. The transcript has 8 exons. Gene Ontology annotation, molecular function: flavin adenine dinucleotide binding; N,N-dimethylaniline monooxygenase activity; NADP binding. The coding region runs from base 115 to 1410 and encodes 431 amino acids. The record is from RefSeq and is a predicted model, not a curated record.